AUGCGUGCCGUUGGCGGGACCUCCCCGUUCCGCCUCUUCCAUUCCCUAUUACUCUUACUUGCCCUUUUCUCAGUCGAAGCACUCUCGCAGGCGAGAUGCAGUAAGGAAAGCAUUUGCAAGACUGGCUGCUGCAGUAAGGAUGGCUUCUGCGGAACAACCGACGCGUACUGCGGCGAUGGUUGCCAGAGCACAUGCGACUUCCAGGCAGCCUGCGACGCCAAGAAUCCUUGUCCAGACGGUUCCUGCUGCAGUAAGGCGGGCUUCUGCGGCUUUGGCCCAGACUAUUGCGCUUCCGACAACUGUGUUGGAAACUGUGACGCCAAGAGCGAGUGUGAUCCUAGUUUUGGCCAACAAUGGGCCAACGCCACAGCUUGUCCUUUGAACGCUUGCUGCUCAGACACCGGUUACUGUGGAAUUACUCAAGAGUUCUGUGGCGAUAGAAAGUUCAGCAAGCCUACUUGCAAAAAGGACUACCCCGUUAGUAGAGUUGUUGGCUACUACGAGGGCGGCGCAGUAAGACGAUCGUGCAACCAGUUCUCUCCCGACGACAUUCCGGCAAACAUUUACACGCACAUCAACUUUGCUUACGCUGUUAUCGAUCCCGUCACCUUUAGGGUUACGCCGGCAUUCAAAGACGACAUCCAGACCUACCAUGACCUCGCCAAAGUCAAGCGCCGCAACCCUGGUCUCAAGGCCAUCAUCAGCGAUCUUCAGGCUCACGUUGGCGGCUGGCAGUUCGGUGAGGGCCCGACCGAGAAGGUCUUCUCGCAGAUGGUCGCCUCUGAGGAAAAUCAGAGGGCAUUCAUCACCUCCAUUGUCUCCUUUAUCAACACAUACGACUUUGACGGCGUUGACAUUGACUGGAGGUACCCGACUGCUCCUCCGAAGGGGGGUAGCUCUGACGAUACCAAGAACUAUGUCGUCUUUGCGGAGAACCUACAAGCGGCUCUCAGAACCAACGGCCUGCGAGACGGCUUCUCCGUGACGGUGCCCGCUGUUUACUCGUACCUACAGUAUUUCGAUCUCAAACAGCUGUCAGAUCAUGUCAACUGGUUCAACGUCCUGGCUUUCGAUCUUCACGGGGCCUUCAGGAGUCCCGACAGUUGGGUCAACAACAAACUCAACGCUCACACAAACCUCACCGAGAUUGCCGACACGGUCGACCUGAUCUGGCGAAGCGGCGUGCCUUCGGCCAAGGUCGUCAUGGGCUUGGCCUUUUACUCGCGAACCUUUACGGCAUCAAGCACCAAGUGUGUCUCCAAGGGGUGCUCCUUCGACUCGGCAGGUCGGGGAGAGAGAUGCUCGGACGAGAUUGGUCUUCUCAGCAAUGCUGAAAUUCACCGAAUGCUGUCCUGGUCUGGUACCAAGCCGAGACUGGACAAGGAGGCCGCUGUCCAGGUUGUCAGGUACGAUGACCAGUGGAUAACGUACGAGGACAAAACGACGCUUCAGAUCAAGCUCGACUUUGCGCGCAGCCAAUGUAUGGGCGGCGUCGCUGUAUGGUCUGUUAGCCAGGAUACCAAC
Molecule: messenger RNA, 1524 nt
Organism: Fusarium vanettenii 77-13-4
Lineage: Eukaryota; Fungi; Ascomycota; Sordariomycetes; Hypocreales; Nectriaceae
Exons: 4
Biological process (GO): carbohydrate metabolic process
Molecular function (GO): chitin binding
Source: RefSeq, a predicted model, not a curated record